Trichosurus vulpecula (common brushtail) is the source of this 929-nucleotide messenger RNA. It is a transcript of the gene FAM167B, whose product is annotated as family with sequence similarity 167 member B. The record is from RefSeq and is a predicted model, not a curated record. Lineage: Eukaryota; Metazoa; Chordata; Mammalia; Diprotodontia; Phalangeridae. The coding region runs from base 96 to 635 and encodes 179 amino acids. The transcript has 2 exons.
CCUCCUACUUUGGCAUACUUAUCCAUCUGUCCUUCUCAACACAGAGACAGACAUAUACAUCACACCUCUCUGGUCCCACCAGAGCUGCCAUCACCAUGUCUCUGGGGUCCCUGGCAUUUGGGGCACUGGGAGAGGAGGAAGAGCAAGAGGACUCAGAGACCCUGGACAGCUUGAAGGCACUCACUGCCAAAUUAAAACUACAGACCAGAAGGCCCUCGUACCUUGAGUGGACGGCCAGGGUCCAAAGCCAAGCCUGGCGCCGAGGCCAUGCCAGGACUGAACUGGGGGAACCAGGCCCCGGAGCCAUCUGUGGUUUUCACACUCUGGAUGACGCCCUGCAGUGGCUCAGAGAGGAGCUGAGGCAGAUGCGGGCCCAGGACCGGGAGCUGGCUGGGCAGCUAUUACGCCUCCGGUCCCGAAUGCACCAGCUGAAGGUGGAACAGAUCUGCAGGCAGCACCAGGAGCUGUUGGACGAUGCUGAGCUGGAGGCCGAGGCUGAGGGCCUGGGCUUCGGAGAGGCUGCAGAGCUGCUGAGCCCCGGCUCCCUCCGGCCCACCCGCCUCCUGGCUCCCCCGCUCAGGGACAUCGGCCUCACCCGGAUGAACAUCAGCAGGCGCCGGUUCACCCUCUGCUGAGCAGGCAGGCCCCGCUGCAAACAGCUGAGCCUCCCCUGCUCUCCCCACAGGGGUGUCUGACCCCAAGCCUUGCUGCUCUACUGCACUGGACCUGAGGGAUGCAGUCACCCUCGGCACAGAGGGACCACGGUUCACUGCCUAGAGGGAGGGAGAGAGCUGUUCAGGCUUCCCAGAGUCAGCUCUCCCCAAUUACCUAGAUCAGGAGUGGGAAGCCUGCAGCCUCGAGACCACAUGUGACCCUCUAGGUCCUCAAGUGCAGCACUUUGACCAAAUUCAAACUUCACAGAACAAACC